Molecule: messenger RNA, 4825 nt
Organism: Formica exsecta
Lineage: Eukaryota; Metazoa; Arthropoda; Insecta; Hymenoptera; Formicidae
Product: transmembrane protein 47
Exons: 6
Coding region: 586-1251 (221 amino acids)
Biological process (GO): cell-cell adhesion
Cellular component (GO): cell-cell junction; membrane
Source: RefSeq, a predicted model, not a curated record
UGUCCCAGAAGAGGACGGAAAUCCAUAAAGGAAGGAAGAUAGAAAGCGUGUAAUGAUUCAAUCAGCUUGAAUCAGCAAUGACAGAGUACAAAAAAGCAUAAAUUGUCAAAAUGACGCAUCGUGAUUCUAAAAAGUUCGCUCAAAUAUUAAAUACAUAGUUUUAAAAUACUCUCCUUUAAUAAAAGCUAUCUCAAUUAUAUUUCUCUAUUAUAUCUCAUUCGUGAAAAUUUAUGCUUUUUUUUACAAACUUCCAUUUUCCGAAAAAGUUGUAGUCUAUGCAAAUGUGGUGUGACUAAGAUCAUAAUUGCAAUCGGUGAAAAAAAACGAAGCCUUAUGGAUAGUUAGCAUUUAUGAGCAAGCUCUCUAUUAUUGUUGUGCGCGUAUAUUAAAUAUAAGUUCGAUGAGAAAAUUAAUGCGAACAAACGUUUUAUCGUGUUCAAAAUCAAGAUCUGUUCCCGGGAUCUUUGUAAUCAGCUAGUGCUCACCUAGUUUUGAAAUCCACAAUUUGUGUGCCAAUAAUUGGCACAUGCAAUGGGACAAAUAGAAUUUUCUAUCUAAAGCUAAUUCAAAAUAGAAGCAAAAACAAUGUCUCAAACGACUACUAUUGAAACUCUUACUAUAACCAGACCACUUAAGGUGAUCGCAUUUAUAUGUGGUAUCAUAGUGGUACUGCUGAUGAUAAUGGGCCUAGCAUCGACUGACUGGCUGAUGGCUCUGGGAUGGAGACAGGGCUUAUUCGCCCAUUGUAUCGAAGAUGGUGCCCCAACGCCACUUCCCUUUAACAUGCCUGAUCCUCCAGGAUGUUAUCCUGCAAGAGAUAGUGCUUAUAUAAAAGCAGCUGCAGCGUUAUGUGUAGUUUGCCUUCUAACAGACAUUGCUGCGACAGUUCUCACUGGUUUGGGUUUGCGUACACAGGAUCACAGAGACAAGCACAAAUAUUAUAGAUUUGCAGUGUUUUGUAUGGCUAUUGCAUUGGUGUCUCUCUUGAUAGCACUAAUCAUAUAUCCCAUAUGUUUUGCAGCAGAAUUGAAUCUUGGAAAUCGAACCAAUUGGGAAUUUGGUUGGGCAUAUGGUGUUGGUUGGGGCGCAGUCAUCUUUCUGGUUGGUGGAGCAGUUCUGCUGUUAUGCGAGAAGGAAAGUGAAGAAAUUUAUUACAAGGAAAAGAAGACUGUUCGUGAUGAUAUAGGAAGUGGUGGUUCCAUGAUUGGCAUGGGACAUCACGCCGGACGAAGUGGAACGCAGCUAGCCUAGUGGCAUUGCUCCCUGCCCGAUGUUGUUCUCUAGGCGAUUUAUCUUUUUCUGCUCUCACAGUUCAACAAAAACGCAUACAAAAAGACAUACAAGCUUAUAAGACAGUUUCUUGAUAGGGUAUUUUUGGCUCUAAUGCAAAGAAAACUAUCUUUACAGAUUCUCUGACGAAACUUUCCUUAUAUAUAUACAUAUAUACAAAUGUUGAAACAUCAAUAGUUUUUUCAUAAUAAUAUACGUGAGAAUAAAAAUAAAAAUAAUCUGCGAAUUAAUGUUUAUAUAACAGAUAGAAAAUUGUCGCGUUUAUUUAAUAUUUUAUUAAAUCCUAAGUUAUAUAUAUAUAUGAGAAGAGAGAGAAGAAAAACUUUCUUAUUGAGAUAUUAAAUAUUGAAAAUUGAUGAGAUGAGAGAAAGAAUGGCAUUAAAUGUUUAUUGAGAAACAGUGGACUUAAAAUUAGUCAAAGAAUCUGUAAGUCAAUUUUCUUUGUAGCUGUUUGGAGAUAUCUGGAAUAGACAAUUUGAGUUUAUUAGACGGAUGUGUAUUCGAGUUAUUAUCAGUUUGACAUAUAGGAUAUAUCAUAACAUCUCGUUAAAAAGAGUAACAAGCAUUUCAAUCUUUUCAUUUUAGACUAUUCUUUAUUUAACAGUCACAACUUUUAUACUGACAAUUUCGGGACCAUUAUUAGCUUGAUUUUGUUAAUAUAUUUCCUACAUUUUGCAUAAUCUUGGACAACUUUAUAUACACUUAUAUGUUUUUUACUGUAAUUUAAAAUUGGAAAGCUUAUCUGCGCGUAUAAUAUAUACGAUGACGCUGCAUUUAUUGUCCAUAAACUGAAUUAAUAAGAAUAUUAUAUUCCGUAUCGAGUCUGAGAUAUAAGAAACAAUUUAAGCAAGAAUUUCAUAUUUCUUUCGCAUAAAUAAUGACAUAUGUACACAUAUAACUGAUAUCAAUUAAUGAGUUUGCUAAUAAACUUUAUAUUUUUUUAUUCGCUUUUAUUUAAUAUUAAAUAUAAUUAGAAACAGCCAAAUAGAGAUCUUCUGUUAAAAAGUUUAUUUUCUAUUAGAUGGAAAAUAAGAUUUCUUAUCUGUAUGCACUAGGUUUUCAAGACGUUAUUUGUUAGAAUAUUUUGACAUGUAUAUUCUUUAUAUCAAAAUUCGUCCAGUCUCUUAAAUAUCUAUUGUUCUCGCAUUCAAACAAAUAGCUUCCCUUUUAACUUUAUCUAAUAUUUGCAGCUGAGAACUCGAAAUUUUAAAGAUGCAAACAGAUAUGAAAAAGCUUUAUUUGUUUUUAAAUUUUGAAUAGGUUUAUUUUCAACAGUAAUUUUGUUGAAGCCUAAUAAUACAUAUGCAGAAAUUGCCAAAUCGGAUAACGUCCGAUAAAAUUCUCGAUCCGUAAAAAAUCGAGAUUUAUUCGAUCCCGACGCAUGGGAUGCUAUUUAGUAACACAAUUAUGUCUAAGUUAUCAUUCUAUGAACAAUGUUCUUUAUCACUCCACCCGCACAAUUCACGUUUUUCUACAAUGAUAAACAUAUCAUAUGUUUUAUGUAUUUUAUAAUUGUAUUUUAUUUAUACAGGUCGUUCCAGGAAAAAUGAGAUGGAAUCUUUAGAGAUGUUAUUCAAUUUUAAGCAAAGAAAAGUGAUAUGGACAUAUAUAAGUCUGAUUCGAAAAAUCGUAAUUUAAUAACAAUAGAAAAGUAGAGAGAAAUUAUUAAUAAUUUAAAAAUAGAGAGCCUACUACAAUAAUGAAAAAGAAAAAUGUGGAGAAAUUUGUUUACUUAUUUAUUAAAGAAAAUAUAAUAUGAAGAUGUAAUAGAUUUAUUCAGGAAGAGAUAAUUGCAAAACUGUUAUACCAAACUAUUGUUUCCUAGCAGUUUAUACUUUCAAUAUGUUGUCUAAAUAAACAUCUUUUUCAACACACUAAAAGUAUAUCUAAUAAACAUAAAUUUUCUUAAAAGCAUUCAAAUAACAGCGUCCAAAUAAUCAGAAUAUUUUUACUGGAACAAUCUGUACAUUUAUAAUCGAAACUUUUAAUAAUCAAAUGAUUAAAAAGAAGAUAUUUACAAAUUAUUAGUUUAUUAAAACAAAAUUUGUAUCUAUUUUCUUAAGUGAAAUCAUAACUGAAGAAGAGAUACAUAAAACUUUAUUAUAAGAGUAUGCCCAACUUUUUGAGAAAAAAAUGCAUUAAAAGUAUUUUUGCUUUAUCUUACAGAGUAUUCGCGCGAAAAUAAUUAUAAUUGGACAGUUGCAAUUGUAAUUGCUUUCAAGAGUAUUCUGUAAGAUAAAUGAAAAUAGAAUUUUUACUUAUGUAUCUUUUUCCAGUUGCUGCCUUAAUUAUAUAUUAUUAUUUUUUAUUUUUACCAGAAAAAAAUUUUUUAAAAGAUAAUAUAUACGUGUUAUGAUAUGUAUAUUAUCUUUUUCAAACUUUCUGUAAAUGUAGUAUAUAUACUACAUAUAUUAGUAACUUAUUAUUAAUUUCUAUGCACAUUAUAUACAUUCUUCUUUUUGCUCUUCUUACUUUCGCUCCCUUUCUUUUUUUUUUCUUUCACUUUAUAUAUAAUCUACGUAUAUUACUAAUAUAUACAUAUAUAAGUAUAUAUAUUUAUAUAUAUUGAAAUCUGCCACUUUUAUUGCAUAUAAAUUUUCGAUACGUAUAGCAUGAGGAUACACAUUCUGAGAGGAGGAAACACAAUUUAAUAUAUACUGUUUGAGACAAACUUAAGCUAAAGAGAGCCCUAUAUAUAAUUUUAGUUUUACAUUUUAUUAUUAUGAUGGCUGUAAAUUUCUUUAAAUUGUAAUACGCAACUUUAUUGCAGACUAAGACAGCUCUUUAAGUAUUUAUUGUUAAACAUUAAAACGAUGGUAUGUAGCUAAGAUGAUUUACAAGUAUUGUUUGAACCAUAUUAAUUAUUUAUAUGAAUAUGCUUUAUUAAUUAAUUAAUUGAAAAAAAUGAAUAUUUCUUAUUAUGAUAGAAAAAUGGCUUGACUGAAGUUUAUUCGUUACUCGAUUAUUGUAUAUGCUGAUCAUCAUCUUCAUCCAUUUUACAUUAUCUACAUUAAUUGUAAACAUUAUGGAAAAAAAGACUGUAGUAACAACAUGUAUGGAAAUGGACUUUGUGCAGCAUGAAAGCGAUCAAUCUCUUUCAAAUGCUUGAAAGCAAACUUCUAAACAUUGUAAAGCGAUGCAUAGCAAUGUCCACCGUUUGUAGCGAAUCAUGAACUUAUUACCUCAUGUAUCUUUUAAGUUAAUUAUAAAGCACAAAACGUUAAGUAUGAGAUGGAACAGAGGCAGCUCGGGCAGAUGUUAUUUAUUGCGUUAUUUGCAUUAGAUACGUGUACGUAUAUGUGUAUAUAUAUAUAUAUAUAUAUAUAUAUAGAUAUAAUAUUUUAUAACUGUAUGUAGUUUUUAGCAUUAUACACACACGCAAAUAUGUAAUAAUCUGAUGCGUGCAGUUUGCAGUAUACAGUGAAUACGGUCUAUGUUAAUGCAUUAAAUUUUUUAUUUGAUAUCGAUUUAUCCGAGCUUCUCAGAAGCUAGAUUAAUCAACUUCUUUUUUUUGUAAAUUUGUUAAUUUUAGUAU